GCUCGUGUAGUCUGGCUUGGUGGGUAGGGUGGUAGACAAUACUUAGCCAAGCAAAGCCUAGCAGUAAACUAGGAUUGUGGUGGAUUUUCAAUUAACAUUCAUUCAUCUCCAAUAGUCUGUCGUGUGAAGUCACGGUUAUGGACUGUGGGCUAUAGAGCGACUUGGACGAGUUGCCAAGUGCCAGUUUGACCAAGUCCAGCUGACAGAGUCACCAUUUUAUUGAGAUGAAACACGGGAUUACAUAUUGUAUUAUAAGAAAAUGUACACUAGUGCUGUGAGUUUUUCUUUUUGAUAUUUACUGAUCAGUUUAUUGGAUAAUAUCAUUCCGUGUUGGAUUGACCAGGCGACAUCAUGUUUAUCUGUGUAAAGUACGGAGACAAUGAGACUCUGAUAUGUAACCCAAUGUGUGCUGUCAUCAACCUCCUAAACAGCAUCAAACGACGAGCUGGAUACGGAAACUCCAACGUCACCGUGGACCUCUCGGACGAGACUGGUCUGGUAAAAGAGCUGGAUAUGCAUAAACAUGAGUAUGCAAAUAAGUUUCUGACGUCACAUGGCACGUACAUAUUAGUACAGAAGGAAAUGAUGUCGGACAAUGUAUCUAUUGAUUCUGGGUCGACACCCUUACCGUCCCAGUACCAGUACACACCACUCUUACAAGAACUGGAGGAACACUUCCCCAACUAUAAACUCCACGUAGAAAAUCUCCAACCUAAAGUUACUAGGAAACGGACAGGAACCAAGUCCCCGAGUCCGGCUGGAAGGUACAGCUCCAAGUCCAAGAAAACGGAAGGCACGUCAAAACGAACCACAGCAAAGAAGCGACAAUAAUAAGGAUUAUAAUUUAAACAGUUGUAUAACAGUUUACUAGUGCAUUAUAAAAAGGACAAAGUAUGUUUCCUGCGAUGAAGAUACGUACAAAAUGAAAACGGCGGUAUAACUUGACUGCAGUGGAAAUAUGACUGACCAAUCAGAACGCAACUUUCUAUUGAAUGCGUUCAAGGCUCCAAAUGUUUUGUUCAUAUGAAGCGAUAAAAUUAUUGAUUUUUUUUUAAAACAGAAAUUUGCUUCAUACAGUAAAUAAUUGACUUAACUACAUCUACUAAUAACAUCUACAGAGAUGAUAGAAUAUUGCAUGACAUCAUUAGAAUAUGUCUUCAGAGAUUACCCUGCUGAUGUUUUCCUGGUUCAUAUUUAAAAUUUGAUAUAAAUCAAAUAAUCGCCAUUGGAUACAGCCAAGGUAAUGCUGAACUAGAUGUAACCAUUAAUAUGAUUUAUUUAUCUUUAAAUGCAUAUACAUGUAUACAUACUCUCACACACAUAAUCACACGCGCACUCACAUAUGCAUACUUGCACACCUUCUCAUACUCAUGUUGACACACAACCACAUUCUCUCCCAGGGUUCCUUGUUAUGGGACAGACCGUCACACCGGAACAGACAUUGUCGGUACCCAUGUGACAUGUCUUCGCAAAGCUCCGAUCGAUCCCGUGGGGGCACUGGAACAAAACAAAUCUCGUAUUCAUGAAUUAUUUAUGAACCAAGUCCAGUAAUCUGAUUGGUUCCGUGUAGAUAACUGCUUCGGAAAAUCUUACCAAUCAGAAACGUCGCUCUUUCUCCGUGGUAAGGUGUAAAAUAACAAACAAUGUCGACACAUGGGAGCAGCCAUCUUGGUAUACCGUUUUUGUUUUCCAGCCGAAGAAGAGAUUCAUCAAUAAAGGGCAUUUUGGUUGGUCGAUAAGAAUAUUAAUAUUCGUGCUAAAAUGAAGGUUUCCAUGCCAGUGUUCCUACGGGCUAAACAAGUGAAACGUAGAGGAGACUCCGUGGGGCUGACGAUGCGAAACAGACCGAUCAUCGGCAUGCCCUUAAAACAUAAACUCACAUCCAUAGACAUCACUUACACUGUAAUGUUAAGGUUACUACUUCCCUCUCUCUGACUAGAUAUUAAUUGUAUUGUAUUUAGGAGAUUUCCAUAAAUAUUGCUCGGCAAGUGUCAUCAUAAAAAGUCUCUGAACAGUACAGUCCGUAUACAACAAAGCUCCUUUCCUAUUCUUCAAAAUCUGAAAUGAUUCCCUUCAGUGUUUGUAUGUGACUGUGAUAUUUAUGUAAGUUACAAUCAACUGUGACGCUAUAAUAUAUAUUUAUUUUUUACAAGUCAUGUUAUACAUGACAGUAGAUCGAAUUAAAGACCUUAUAAAACUAUGAAAA
Messenger RNA from Pecten maximus, 2206 nucleotides. RefSeq lists its product as uncharacterized. The record is from RefSeq and is a predicted model, not a curated record. NCBI's taxonomy places the organism in Eukaryota, Metazoa, Mollusca, Bivalvia, Pectinida, Pectinidae. The transcript has 2 exons. Bases 352 to 831 code for a protein of 159 amino acids.